AUGGGGUGUAUAAGUGCCAAAGAUGUCCAGUAAUCUAUCAACAAAAACAUCUAUAACAAUAUGAAAUAAAUACACAUCAUAGCCUUUGAUCAAGUAAUUAUAUUUGUAUCUAAUCUCCACAGCUUUUUUUAUUGCAAUCCCAAUGUUUAAGAGAUCUCGAUCUUUUACAGAGUAAAGUGAUAUCCAGAAGAAUCAAUUUGAUCAAUAUCACAAAGGCUCAUCUUCUCAAUAACCCUAAAUUGACUGAAGCAUUUAGAUUGUGGACUUGGGGAGUUUCACUUUGUAACAAGGGAAAUUCAAAAGGAAUUAAUGUACAUUACAAUUUCAGCAAUCCUAAUGAAUCAGUUGAUAAGAAUCUUACAUUCAUUUAUAAUCUAGGUUCCUGCAAAGAACUUAGGUUUCUUUGGUUUGCUAUAAUUCUGAAGGAAUAUGUUGAAUAUGUAUAAAUUGCAAAACAAUAAUUUCCAGAAGAGCGUCUCAAGGCCAAAGAUAUUUAUGACAAAUUGAAGACUAUGAGAGAACAAUCUUAAAUUUACUUAAAUACUUUGUCACCAGCCGAAAAGAUUGAAUCCUUUUCAAAUAUCGAAUACAAUAUGAGUAAAAUUCACAAAGGAUUGCACAAUGCAGAUUCUUUUUAUGAGCAUUUAAAGGAAUUAGAGUUUGAGUUAUUGGCAGUUAUUGAUAAGAGUAAUCAAUAUGAAAUCGAAGCAGAUUAAUGGGGCCGUAAACUAUAUCGAGAUCUAGAUGUCAUACCUGUUGGCGAGGAUUCUUAUAGAAUGAGGGCAAAGAUGAAUAGUUUAGUGUUAUUGUAUCAUCCAGGUAAAAAGAGAACAUAAGAAGAGGAAGAUUACUAUUAUAAUAUUAAAUUAGAACGUUCAAAAAUAAAACCUAAAAUUAUGAACAACGAUGAGGAAGAUAAGAAGUUUAAUUGUAAAUUAAGAUGGACUGGUUGCUCUGAAGUUGAUAGGAAAUGGAGUGAAAUCUCAUACAUUUUGGAAGAACACAAUCAAUAAAUGAAAUAAAUGAAAUAGAUUAGGAACAAAAUACGAAAUGAAUUAUAAACCUAUAAGUAUGAAGAUGACAAUUUGAUUGUAGCUUGGAAAAUUUACUGUCUGUCACUAUUAACUGAAAUAAAGGAUGUAAAGAUUACAUUAAACAUAAGUGAUUAAGAAACAGUUUAGAGGAUUCUCAAAAAUCAAGUACCUUUAAGCCAGAAUUUAGAACUACAAUCUAAACUAUUUAGUGAAUAUUUCUUCAUAAUAAGACCUUCAAAACAGAAGUAACUGAAGGAGUAUUGGAAGAAAUUGGAUUUUGAUAAGUAAUGGAUUUAAGGAUCAUUUAUGGGUUAUGAUCAGUUCAAGUUGAUGCAUCACUAAGAUCAGUAUAACAUGAUGACAAAUUUAGCCAAGAAUAUUUAUGAAUUUACCUCUAAAAAUCCUGAUUAUCAAGAGAUAUAUUAGAAAAGUAGUUUAUUUAUUAAUUCAUUUAGAAUACAUGAGAUUAGAGCAAGAGGCUGAGUAGUUAUUUAAUGAUGGGAAGUCUAUAUUUGAGGAGAUGGAGAGACUCUAUGAAUAAUAUAAAAUAGACAAAGAUGUUGAUAAAUUAAUGAGACAACAAUUAAGAAGUGAUGAUAUUAUUUUAAAGAAAAAAUCUAAACUUUCCAAAUAUAAUUGA
Messenger RNA from Paramecium octaurelia, 1674 nucleotides. The record is from the annotation of a GenBank genome assembly. Lineage: Eukaryota; Ciliophora; Oligohymenophorea; Peniculida; Parameciidae.